AUGAUCAGCAGCUGCUAUAUCUGGUCAUGGCGUCGUGAUGACCCGUGUCGACCCGUGUCUUGUGAUGGAGUCUUCACCACCUCGGUGCUUUAUGGAUCUCUGGCUUUGUUCAUCUCAAUCCUCCACAACGUCUUUCUACUGUACUACGUGGAGACGUUUGUGUCCGUUUACAAGAUUGAUAAAGUCUCCUUCUGGGUGGGCGAGGCAAUUUUCUUGAUAUGGAACAGUGUGAAUGACCCACUCUUCGGCUGGGUGAGCGACCACUCCUUCCUCAGCUCUCCACAGUCAGGGUCGCAGAUCACGUCCCCAGAGGUGGUCCUAAAGCGCCUCAAAGCCCUCUCCACAAACGGGCCCCUGUUCGCCCUGUCGUUCCUGGGAUUCUGGGUGGCGUGGGCUCGACCCGGUCUCCAGUUCCUGCUCUGUCUGUGCCUUUACGAUGGCUUCCUUACCAUGGUGGACCUCCAUCACAGCGCGCUCCUCGCCGACCUGGCCGUGUCCGCCUCCGACAGAAAUCGUCUCAACUUCCACUGCUCGGUUUUCAGCGCGCUCGGGUCCAUCUCCGUGUUUCUGUCCUAUUCUUUCUGGGACAAAGAGGACUUCUACUCUUUCCGCCUGUUCUGUGUGGCUUUGGCGACCUUCUCUGUGCUGGGAUUCUUCUUUGUGUCUCGGCUCCUGCGUCACCGCUUUCAGAAAGAAAUCCGACCAAAACAAGAUGAGGCCCAGGCGCUGAAAGAGUUAAGCGUGAAUGCUCCUCAUAAUCAAUCAGAGAAACCCGUCACUGUUGGGCAAUACCUGAGGCAACUUUCCAAGCACAAAAACUUCCUGUGGUUUGUUUGCAUGAACCUUAUCCAGGUUUUUCACUGUCACUUCAACAGCAACUUCUUCCCUCUUUUUUUGGAACACCUUUUGUCUGAUAAUAUAUCUGCCUCAACCGGUUCUAUACUGCUUGGCAUCUCUUACAUUGCCCCCCAUCUGAACAACCUGUAUUUCCUGACCCUGUGCCAGCGCUAUGGGGUUUACCAGGUCAUACGCUGGCUCUUUAUGCUCAAACUGGGACUUAGCCUGGCUAUGCUGCUAGCAGGGGCUGACCACAUUUACCUGCUGUGCAUCUUUAUUGCUAGUAAUCGAGUAUUCACAGAGGGAACCUGCAAGCUCCUGAAGCUGGUGGUCUCAGAUCUGGUGGAUGAAGACUUCGUGCUCCACAAGAGGCAGCAGGCCACGUCCGCGCUCCUCUUCGGGAUGGUGGCGCUGCUGACUAAACCUGGGCAGACCUUCGCUCCUCUUAUCGGCACCUGGCUUCUAUGUGUUUACACAGGUUAUGACAUUUUCCAGAGGCCUCCAGAGCCGGACUCGGUGGCCCCGUUGCCUGAAGUGGCCUCCGCUGCCGGGUCGCCCCCCCUGAGAAUCGGCUGCUUCUACAUGCUGGUGUUUGUGCCUAUCACCUGUGCCCUCCUCCAGCUCACUGCCUGGUUUUCUUCAGACAUCAGCCCAGACAGAGACGCCUGGAAUAACUUUCAGGAUGUUGACAUCUCCUUGACCAGCCCUGCACAGAGAAGCAUGGAGGUGGUCUCUGUGGAACAUGAGUUUGAAUACACCACUCGAAAAGGCCGUCUCAUCUCCAUCAAACCCAACGAGAGCUUCCUCCUCAUCACCAAAACCAACGAUCACUGGUGGCACGUGUGCAGGGAUCUGAACUCUGCCCCUUUUUACGUCCCUGCAUUAUACAUGAAGAAGUCUGAAAGUGAGACUUUGGACGAUGACAGUUUUGAGUUCCCGCCUCCCCCAACACCAACUUUAUUUCACGAAGAAGGAUUACCCACUUUUAAACCGGACGCUGAGACUAAAUGUGGAUCCAACAAAACACACAAAUAUGAGAUUACAAAGAAGAAAGACAUUAAAAAGCAGAGCAUGAGUACAACUUACCCUGUUGUCCCACCCCCCAGGAAGGUGGAGGAUGACCAUUCGGCCGUUUAUGUCAACGUAGAGCAGGUUCGUAAGAGCAUCUCAUCCACCUCCCCCCCGUCGGCCCCCUCCUCCUUCUCCCCGCCCUGUCUCGACCCAGAGGGAUGGGAGGUCCACUUUGACCAGGACAGCGGCCAGGACUACUUCUACCACCCCGCCACGGGCCACACCACCUGGGACAACCCCUUCACGGACUGCACCCCCUCGGAACUGAAGCCCGGACACUACACGCCGUCUCCUCCGCAGACUCCACCCAUUUCGCCCUCCUCCGACUGGGAAGAGUUGGUGGAUGAGAGCAGUGGUCGGACCUACUUUUACCACACCAUGUCUGGGGAGACGUCCUGGGACCCGCCCGUGAUGGAGCCCAUGAGCGUGCACAGGUUUCACGAGGACGGCCCGCCGCCUCUUCCUGAAGAGGACUAUCCCCCAGACGACUACCCGCCCGUGGACCCACCCGAGCAGUAUGAGGACUAUGUGGCGGCCGGACCCUCUCCCCCCCUCUCUUCAGAGUUCAGCCUGUGCCACGUGACCCGCACCAUGAUCCCCCGCGCCUCCCUGGACCGCAGCACUCCCGCCGGCUGGAACCUGAAUGUGGAGAACGGGACGUGGAUCUUCACCAACGAACACACGCCUGAGCAAUGGAUCAAGUCCGUGGAUGAACAGGGCCAGACCUACUAUUAUCUGAGAGGCGGCUCCAGAUCCCAGUGGACCCUUCCAGAGGCCCCUCUUCCUCCCGGACAUCUGCGUGUGGAGAACGGAGGACUGGAAGCAGAAAACACAAAUGUGAUCAAGAACUGGAGGCACAGUAUGGGCCCUGCCUCUCUGAGCCCGUCCCAGGACGAAGGGAGGUUUGUUCCCACUCACAGAAGAACCACGUCGGACUACAGCAGCGACAGCUCCAGCACCGGGAACUCCCCUGAAAUUCAGCACAACGUGAAUAAUUUGGAAAAAGCUGGAAUUCUCAACAAAACUAAAAUAUGUGAAAACGGCAAAAAAGUGAGGAAAAACUGGGCACAAACUUGGACCGUUCUUCAACAUGGAGUUCUGACAUUUCAUAAAGACCCCAAAUCUGCUGCGACAGGAGCCUUGAACAAGACCAAUCAGAUUGUGCCUGAGAUUCAAGUGGACCUGAGAGGGGCCACCAUCAACUGGGCGUCCAAGGACAAGUCCAGCAAGAAGAAUGUGCUAGAGUUGAAAAGUAAGAACGGUGUGGAGUUUCUCGUACAGUACGACACAGAGAGCAUCAUCAGCGACUGGCACAAGGCCCUCGGAGACACUAUACGACAGCUGGAAUACCAGGAGCACCACUCAGAAGAGGAAGACGACCUUUAUGAGAAAAUCCCAAAUCUCCCCAACAUCGAACGAGACGAAAAGGCAGGACUCCAGGACAAGAGGAGAUCCUCCAGAAACAGCGUCACUCACUCGUCCAGUAACGCAGCGGAGGCCGAUCAGAAGAGAGUCAAGACCAAACUCAUGAAGUUCCUCCUGAAACGUCCCACGCUGCAGUCUGUCAAAGAGAAGGGCUACAUCAGAGACAGCGUGUUCGGAUGCCCUCUAGACACACUGUGCAAACUGGAGAGCGCUUCGGUCCCGAGUUUUGUCGAGAAAUGCAUCAGGGCUGUGGAGAGAAGAGGUCUAGAAAUCGACGGUCUUUACAGAGUGAGUGGAAACCUCGCUGUCAUUCAGAAACUUCGCUUCAAAGCUGAUCAUGAGGAGCUGGACCUGGAGGAUGGACAGUGGGAGGACGUCCAUGUGAUCACAGGAGCACUGAAGCUGUUUUUCAGAGAGCUUCCUGAGCCGCUUUUCCCUUUCAGUCACUUUAACAAAUUCAUAGAAGCAAUCAGACAAUCAGACUAUUACACAAAGUUGUCUUACAUUUGUAAUCUGGUCAAGUCUCUGCCACAACCAAACCGCGACACCAUGAAGCUGUUGUUUGGACAUUUACGCAAAGUUAUAGAACACGGAGAGGACAAUCGGAUGACGGUGCAAAACGUGGCCAUAGUGUUCGGCCCAACGCUGCUUCGACCAGAAAACGAGUCCAAUAACCUCACGAUGCACAUGGUCUUUCAAAACCAGAUUGUCGAGUUUAUCCUGAACGAAUAUGAGCCAAUCUUCCACUGA
This is a messenger RNA of Knipowitschia caucasica, 4083 nucleotides long. NCBI's taxonomy places the organism in Eukaryota, Metazoa, Chordata, Actinopteri, Gobiiformes, Gobiidae. The record is from the annotation of a GenBank genome assembly.